AUAGGCUGAAGGAUCUCGUGGGCUGGAUUUUCCCUUAAACUGCCUCUGUGGAACAAGCUCAAGAUCUCUGAGCUAAAGAAGCACUUAGCUAGAAGCCGUUUCCCAGUUUCUGAAGAGACCCUGGGUGUUCAAUUGCCUUUUCCUGAACACCGGCAUGGUCAUUUAACUUAACACUGAAGGAGAGCACUUGGCUAUUCUUUUUUAAAAGGAGAAAAAACACACCAGAAGGACAAUGGGUCGCUUUCCUCCCUCGGGGCACAAGCCCCCCCUGGGUGAGUGUGAGCCUUUAAGAUGUCUCUCAGCAAUGAAAGGAAAUUGAACACCUCAGCCUUGAGGAAAAUAGCCAACGACAUGACCAACAUCAUCGAAAGCCUGGACACAAGAGAGCUCCACUUCGAAGGGGAAGAGGUGGAUGCAGACGUGCUGAAUGACCCCAAAGCACCUGUGGGCAUCCCGUUCUCUGCCAUUUAUAACACUAAAGGAUUUAAAGAGGCUCAUACACAGCCCUAUCUAACUGGGUGUCCAAUCCGAGUGCGGGUUUUGGAAGUGGAACGCUGUACCUCAACAACAAAGGUGCCUAGUCUACACGUUUACACCAUUGAGUUGACACACGGGGAAUUUACAUGGCAGGUGAAAAGGAAAUUCAAGCACUUCCAAGAGUUUCACAGGGAACUGCUGCGGUACAAAGCUUUCAUUCGGAUCCCCAUCCCUACAAGAAGACACACGGUCCGAAGGCAGACCAUCAAAAGGGGAGAGGCAAGGCAAAUGCCAAACCUACCGCGCACCUCUGACAAUAUGGCCAGAGAAGAACACCUGUCCAGCAGAAGGAAACAACUGGAAGAUUACUUAACAAACCUCCUAAAAAUGCCGUUGUACAGAAACUAUCACGGAACGCUGGAAUUCCUUGGUGUAAGUCAGCUGUCAUUUAUCCAUGAUCUUGGACCGAAGGGCAUAGAGGGCAUGAUUAUGAAAAGGUCUGGAGGACAUAGAAUACCUGGUUUGAAUUGCUGUGGGCAAGGACAGCUGUGCUACCGGUGGUCAAAGAGGUGGCUAGUAGUCAAGGACUCUUUUCUCUUGUACAUGAAGCCAGACAGUGGAGCCAUUUCCUUUGUCUUACUGGUAGAUAAAGAGUUCAGCAUAAAGAUUGGCAAGAAAGAGACAGAAACGAAACACGGGCUACGAAUAGACAAUCUCUCCAGGUCACUGAUUUUGAAGUGCAACAGCUACAGACAUGCUCUCUGGUGGUGUCAAGGGAUAGAAGAAUUCAUUCAGAAAAACGGCACUAACUUCCUCAAACAUCACAGAUUUGGCUCUUACGCAGCUGUCCAGGAGAACACCUUGGCAAAGUGGUAUGUAAAUGCAAAAGGGUACUUUGAAGACGUCGCCAAUGCCAUGGAAGCUGCCAAAGAAGAGAUUUUCAUCACAGAUUGGUGGCUGAGCCCAGAAAUAUUCAUGAAACGGCCAGUGGUGGAAGGCAACCGUUGGAGAUUAGACUGCAUUUUGAGGCGGAAAGCUCAACAAGGGGUGAAAAUCUUUGUGAUGCUCUAUAAAGAGGUGGAGCUUGCUCUUGGCAUCAACAGUGAGUACAGCAAGCGUACCUUAAUGCACCUGCACUCCAACAUCAAGGUAAUGAGGCACCCAGAUCAUGUGUCUUCAACCGUUUAUUUAUGGGCCCAUCAUGAGAAACUGGUGGUCAUUGACCAGUCCAUAGCCUUUGUCGGAGGCAUCGACUUGGCUUAUGGCAGGUGGGAUGACAAUGAGCACCGACUGACUGACGUCGGCAGCGCAAAACGAAUGACAGCAACCAAGUCUGCAUCUGUGGUCAACCUCUCACCUUCAGCUGAAGCCACUGAUGAACAGGCAGCCACCGUCCCUGCACCAGAGCCCCCAACGAAGCUGCAGUUGCAGGAGAACAACGACGAAUCUCUGGACCCUUUGAGGAUGAAAGGAAUAGGGAAACCCAAGAGAUUUGCCAGGUUCAGCAUCUACAAGCAGCUCCACCGGCACGGCCUACACCACGCAGACAGCGUGAGCAGUAUAGACAGCGAUUCCAAUAAAGGCUCUAUCCGGAGCAUGAAGACUGGCGUUGGAGAGCUUCUGGGUGAAACCAGGUUCUGGCAUGGGAAGGAUUAUUGCAACUUUGUCUUUAAAGAUUGGAUUCAGCUUGAUAAACCCUUUGCUGACUUCAUUGAUCGCUACACCAUGCCCAGGAUGCCAUGGCAUGACAUUGCCUCGGUGGUGCACGGAAAAGCUGCCCGGGAUGUGGCUCGGCAUUUCAUUCAGCGCUGGAACUUCACAAAGAUCAUGAAGCCCAAAUACAGAUCCCUUUCCUACCCUUUUCUGUUGCCGAAAUCUCAGCAGACUGCUGACGAAUUGAAGUACCAGGUCCCCGAUGCAGUGUGUGCCAGCGUGCAGGUGCUCCGCUCUGCUACGGACUGGUCUGCUGGGAUCAAGUACCAUGAGGAGUCCAUUCAUUCUGCUUAUGUUAACGUGAUAGAAAACAGCAAACACUAUGUCUACAUAGAGAACCAGUUUUUCAUUAGCUGUGCGGACGACAAAGUUGUAUCGAACCGGAUUGGUGAUGCCAUCGCUCACCGCAUCCUCAAGGCGCACAGGGAAAACAAACGGUACCGAGUCUACGUAGUCAUCCCACUGCUGCCAGGAUUUGAGGGCGACAUUUCAACAGGAGGAGGAAAUGCACUGCAGGCAAUCAUGCACUUUAACUAUAGGACCAUGUGCAGAGGAGAUAAUUCGAUCCUGGGACAGCUGAAAGCAGAGAUUGGAGACCAGUGGAUUAAUUACAUUUCGUUCUGCGGACUCCGAAACCACGCCGAGCUGGAAGGAAAGCUUGUGACAGAAUUGAUCUACGUUCACAGCAAGCUGAUGAUUGUGGAUGACAACACAGUCAUCAUUGGCUCUGCUAACAUCAAUGACCGCAGUAUGCUGGGCAAGCGAGACAGCGAAAUGGCCGUCAUCGUGCAGGAUACAGACACCCUUCCUUCAGUGAUGGACGGAGAAGACUACAAAGCGGGGCGGUUUGCUCAGUCUCUCCGCCUUCAGUGCUUCAGAGUUGUCCUUGGCAAUUCAACAGACCCUAAUGAUAUCCAGGAUCCUGUUUGCGACAAAUUCUUCAAGGAAGUGUGGGUUGCAACGGCUGCACGCAAUGCCACUAUAUAUGAUAAGGUUUUCCGAAGCCUUCCCAAUGACGAAGUAACUAGCUUGGCCAAGUUACGGGAGUACAUCACCAAGCCGAAGCUCGCUUGCGAAAAUCCUGCCAAAGCAGCAGAAGAACUCAAAAAGAUCCAUGGGUUUUUAGUUCAGUUCCCCUUUGGUUUCCUGCAAGAAGAGAAUUUGCUUCCCUCCGUCGGGACAAAAGAAUCAAUGGUGCCCAUGGAGACUUGGACAUAAGAGGAUCCAGCAUAUGUUGGAUUUAAGAACACAAAAAGCAAAAACAGGGUUCUCUGGAGAUCUGCUGAAUCGAUUGUGGUUGCAUGGGAUGUUUUUGCCAAGUCCGCACCGAUCCAAAAGUGCCUUUUGGUGGAAGAGCUUCAGAGAAAACAAUAGUGUAGCAGGGCGAAAUGUCGAAAGCAACCGAUAACUGACAAGUUCUGCUCACGGAUAAAAGAGGACUUGCAAUUUAGCAACCCAGGAAGGAAGGGAAUUGCAAGCCACUUUCUCGAAAGACUACAAGUCACAUUGCAAGACACCACUUAUUCCAUGCAUGCUUGCUCUGCUUGGCCGAUGGCCUCAAAGGGAAUUCAGAAACUCAUUGCCAUAAAGAACUGGGAGAAAGCGCUUGUUCGUCCCACCUGUCUUUUACACUGGAGAAUGUUUGGCAACCACUUGACACAACAAUAACUAAGGCCACCACUUCCAUGGAAGUACCUCUUGCACUAGGCAAAGUGAAUUUGCACC
Podarcis raffonei (Aeolian wall lizard) is the source of this 3915-nucleotide messenger RNA. RefSeq names its product phospholipase D1 (gene PLD1). The transcript is spliced from 26 exons. Gene Ontology annotation, biological process: regulation of microvillus assembly; cell motility; intracellular signal transduction. The coding region runs from base 292 to 3408 and encodes 1038 amino acids. NCBI's taxonomy places the organism in Eukaryota, Metazoa, Chordata, Lepidosauria, Squamata, Lacertidae. Gene Ontology annotation, molecular function: phosphatidylinositol binding; D-type glycerophospholipase activity. The record is from RefSeq and is a predicted model, not a curated record.